Molecule: messenger RNA, 1206 nt
Organism: Didymodactylos carnosus
Lineage: Eukaryota; Metazoa; Rotifera; Eurotatoria; Philodinida; Philodinidae
Source: the annotation of a GenBank genome assembly
AUGAUGGCUAAUGAUGAAAAUUCUAUCAAAGUAACUAGAUCCAACACAGCACCUUGGAAUCAUGGUCCUAUUCAACGCGCAACGGCUGAACAGUUAUUAUCUGAUAAAAAAUUUGGUACAUUUCUUGUUAGACAAAGUGAACAUUAUCCAGGAGAUUAUACUCUGUCUAUAAAAGAUGAUUCAAAAAUUCAACAUUAUAGAGUAAAAAUAUUGUCAAAUGGCUCAUAUACAGUUGACGAUGAAAUUUUUUUUGAUGAUUUAAAAUUAUUAGUUGAACAUUAUGAAUUAGAUGCUGACGGUCUAUGUUGUCGACUUGAACAAGCACUAUGCAAUAAUAGCACAAACAUGAACGGUGUGUGUGAUUCAAUAGAUUCGGUACCACUUACAUCAAGUCUACUACCACCGACUCAGUCGACGAUAGAAUAUAAAGAUUUAACAAUUGGAAAAAUUAUUGGAAGUGGAGAAUUUGCAGAAGUAUACGAAGGAACAUAUAGAAAAUCUCGUGUUGCUAUCAAAGUAUUAAAAGAGCCAAAUUCAGCUGCAUUGUUUCUACAUGAAGCCGAUAUUAUGUCCUCAUUAAAGCAUCCAAAUCUUGUUCAAUUAUUGGGUGUUGCACAAAGUCCAGAUAAUGUCAUCUAUUUAGUAACAGAAUUCAUGGCCAAAGGAAGUUUAUUGCACUAUUUAACAACACGCGGAAGAUCAGUUAUAUAUAAAACCGAUUUAUUAAGUUUUGCCAUCGAUACAUGUGAAGGUCUCAGCUAUUUAGAACAAAAUCAUAUUGUUCAUCGUGAUGUAGCUGCAAGCAAUGUGUUGAUAGCUGAUGAUAAUACAGCCAAAGUAAGUGAUUUUGGCUUGGCUAAGUCGGCGGGAGAUAAUGGAUGUGAAAGAAUUAAAUGUAGAACGAAAUGGACGGCACCAGAAGCAUUAGAAUCAAAAAAAUAUACGCAUAAAAGUGAUAUCUGGUCGUAUGGAAUAUUGUUGUGGGAAAUUUAUUCCUAUGGAAGAUGUCCUUAUCCUAGAAUUCCUGCUAAUGAAGUUUUAAUUAAUUUGAAACAAGGUCACAGAAUGGAACCGCCCGAUGGUUGUCCUCCAGAAAUUGGUGAUAUUAUGCGUCAAUCUUGGCUAAAUGAUCCUGAUAAACGUCCAACAUUUUCCAAUGUACUUGAUAAAUUAAAACAAAUUAGAGAACGUUUACCAUCGUCUUAA